ACAAAUUCGUCCAGGAAAGUUUCAGUAUCCCGCCCUUCUCAAAAUUUUCAGUAAAGUAAAAAGCUUCAUUCCAAUUAUCGGGCAUCUCUCUCUUCCCUCUUCCCUGUUGCGUUCUCGAGCUUCUCUCUAAACAAGGAUGGAGACCGGAGCAAGCAACUGCAGAGAGACAAGCAGGACCUCGGACGGAGGUGAGGGGAACCGCCGACUUGAGAAGACGAAGCCGUCUUCCCUUCUCCGCCCUUCUUCUCUCCACCUUCCGUCGGGCGUCGUCGAUUAUUCUCUUAUCAAGGCGACGGAGUUCAUAGCCAAAGGCUGGAACGCGUUGAAGGAAGAGGAAGUGGACAGAGUCAUCGAUUACUGCGAGCUGAAUGACCAUCGCCCCAUCCCUCACCUCAGAACUGCUAAGGAGAACUUCGAGCUGGCGUUGGAGGCUGACAAUUCCAAUACUUAUGCUAGAUACUGGCUUUCUAAGUUGCAUUUGAAGUAUCUGUUCCUGGUGCUUGUAAAGCUAUGUGAGUCAAUCCCUUUCUCUUUCGUGACUAGGGUUGUCAACUGCGAGUUGAGAAUGACUUGGUUCAAUCAGAUCAACAAGCUUUGUUUUAUUUGGAGAAGGCUGUGGACCAGAAAGAUGUUGCUUCAGCUAUAUAGUGUUUUUCAUCGGGCAUCAGAGAAGGGACAUGCUGGUGCAGCUAUAGCAUAUGGAUCUCUACUUCUUAGAGGUCGGCAGCAACUUAGCAAGCAAAACCCAGUCGACAAGAUAAUAAACUUGAAGGCAUGCAUGAAUUUCCUUGAGGAGCCAAAGAUAUCAAAUGAGGCCAAAGAUCUGAUUGGCCACCUACUUUGUGAUGUUCAUACAAGGCUGGGGACCAGAGGAGUUGAGGAACUGAAGGAUAUGCAGUACACAAGAGAGUGUUGUGACAGCUUACUCUCUGCUGCAGCAAUGACGUUACAUGUCCCGACGGGAGCUCAAAGCAAAGCAGAAGUGAGAAGAUGGCAAAGAAGGGCUACUGGCACUGUCAGUGAUGCAAAACCUGGGGUUGGAGCGCAUUUCAGUGAGACAACAGGAUUAUGUGUGAAGCUGCCAACUGAAUCAUUCAGCUCUUGACGAUAUCUGGAACCGAGAAAGAUGACAGCUUCACUCUUAGAUGAUAUUGAACUGGUAGUGGUAGUUUGGGUAGUAGAGAAUCUGGGACCAAGUUGUCAGAAUCGUUUGAAUGACUGGAUUCUCAAUUAGCUCGCUUGAUUUAGAACUAUUAUUGUUUUCUCACCACAUUUUUUUAUGACUUGCAACAACUAAUAGUUUCUCGCUCAUUUUGGGUCAGUCUAAAUCGUAAGAUGUUGAGUUGCAUUCUAAUUUGUCUCACCU
This is a messenger RNA of Linum tenue, 1366 nucleotides long. The record is from the annotation of a GenBank genome assembly. NCBI's taxonomy places the organism in Eukaryota, Viridiplantae, Streptophyta, Magnoliopsida, Malpighiales, Linaceae.